AUUCCUGACGCUGAGCUCGGCGCAGAUUUAGUACUCAAUUGUUGUGCUGCUACAGCGUACGUGAACGCGGACCGUCAAACGCAACGUUCAGUUGUCUGUGAAGUUCCCUACGUAAAAGUCAACGGCAACGGUUUCAAAGGCAACGCGAAAGAGUCUGUCGGCAGCAGCCAGUUGUGAAGUCCUUCAUCAAAACGCACACAUACAACAGUAAAUGUAUAUGAAAGGAGAGUGUCAUAAAUCAAGCGAUUAUCCUGUAAACAAAGUGUAAAACGCGCUCACAGUUACAACGGAAAACAAACAAAAACAACAUCAACAAAAACCGGAACCAACAACCCAAUAAGGAGUUUUCCGCUGCCGGGACAGCUCCUAAUAAAACCCGAUUUGUACCACGUUAAAAGCCAGAAAACAACAACAACAUAACUCUCAGUGCUUUUUAUUACUUGAGCAUUUAAUUUUGCUGAGUUGGUGUUGGACAUUUGCUGAAGACCAACAACAUUUCGGCCAAAGCUACUUUGGCAUUUUCAGGAAUCGCAGCGAAAAACAACGCACAACAUUGGAUUGGCUUUGAACACAUUGUAUAAUGCUUGCGCAAGUGAGAUGACGCCACUGCAAGUGAGAACGAUACGUUAGGCGGCGUUGACUAUGGGACCAGAGGCAUGGGCGUGUGUGCGGACCCUGGGUCUUAUCGAUGGUGUCAGGCAUUAAGCCGGUCGCGUUCGUCGUGCGCCACAAACACAAACCUAUCCACAGGAAAGCAACAUCAACCACAAUCGGACACAAUCAGCGAAAGUACCAGAGCAGAGUCAACAAUCGUAGCAUUCGCAUUGGGAAGAGCUACGGCGAUUCACGCCGCUUCGACUCAAAGGCUGCCGCCGAAAACGGCUGCGUUCACGGUGAAAGCGACGAGCAGGAGACAUUGCGACGAGGACAACGACGUCGCAGUGGACGUCGUCGGUUGCGUUAGUGCCUCGAGAACCUGCCACGUCAGCGGCGGAUCCAUAAAGAUUCUGAUAUUUUUACUGAUUUGGUUGCUUGCCUUAUUGGCAAAAAAUGCACAAGCUCACAAUAUACCAGAGGAUGCUGUGCACAUCACAGCCAUACUGGGCGAGGGUGUCGUCUUCAAUUGCCACGUUGAGUUCCCUAACGAUCAUCCGGUGCCAUAUGUCCUGCAGUGGGACAAGAAGGUGAGCGAAACGGGCUCCGAUCUGCCCAUAUACAUCUGGUAUGAGAGCUACCCGGAACACAUUGAGGAGGGCUACAAGGGACGCGUGUCGCGUGUGUCGCAGGACUCGCCGUUUGGCUCUGCAUCGCUCAACCUGACCAGCAUUAGAGAAUCGGAUCAGGGAUGGUACGAAUGCAAGGUCGUAUUUCUUAACCGAGAUCCCAAGCAGCAUAAGAAUGGUACAUGGUUCCACUUAGAUGUACAUGCACCGCCACGCUUUAGUGUUACACCAGAGGAUAUUAUAUAUGUUAAUUUAGGUGAUUCAAUUAUACUCAAUUGCCAGGCAGAUGGCACACCAACUCCAGAAAUUCUUUGGUACAAGGAUGCGAAUCCCGUUGACCCCUCGCCCACGGUUGGCAUCUUCAACGAUGGCACCGAGCUACGGAUCUCCACGAUACGGCACGAGGAUAUCGGAGAAUACACUUGCAUUGCACGCAAUGGUGAGGGACAGGUCUCCCAUACGGCCCGCGUUAUAAUUGCGGGCGGCGCUGUAAUAAUGGUGCCGCCCACCAAUCAAACGAAACUCGAGGGCGAAAAAGUGAUAUUCUCAUGCGAGGCUAAGGCCAUGCCCGGCAAUGUCACGGUGCGUUGGUUCCGUGAGGGCUCCCCGGUGCGCGAGGUGGCCUCUUUGGAGACACGAGUCACCAUUCGCAAGGAUGGCUCGCUAAUCAUCAAUCCAAUCAGUGCGGACGACUCGGGACAGUAUUUGUGCGAGGUGACCAACGGCAUUGGAGAUCCGCAGAGCGCUUCGGCCUACCUGAGUGUUGAAUAUCCAGCCAAAGUGACCUUCACUCCGACCGUGCAGUAUCUUCCGUUUCGAUUGGCCGGAGUCGUGCAAUGCUACAUCAAGUCGAAUCCACAGUUGCAGUACGUUACGUGGACGAAGGACAAGCGCCUGCUUGAGCCCUACCAAAUGAAGGACAUCGUGGUAAUGGCCAAUGGCUCGCUGCUCUUCACGAGGGUAAACGAGGACCAUCAGGGACGGUACACGUGCACGCCGUACAAUGCUCAGGGCACGCAGGGCGACUCGGGCGUAAUGGAAGUGCUGGUCCGCAAGCCACCAGCCUUUACUGUCGAGCCGGAAACGCUUUACCAGCGCAAGGUCGGCGACAGCGUCGAGAUGCACUGUGACGCAAUCGAAGCGGAGGGUACGGAGCGGCCCACAAUAAAAUGGCAGCGCCAGGAGGGUGAGCAGCUGUCGGACUCACAGCGCAACCGCGUCAAAAUAUCCGGUGGCAACAUCACAAUCGAUAAUUUGCGUCGCGAAGAUUUCGGAUACUACCAGUGCGUGGUCUCCAACGAGGUGGCCACUCUGAUGGCCGUCACGCAGCUGGUCAUCGAGGGUACUCAGCCACAUGCGCCCUACAAUAUAACGGGCAAGGCCACGGAGUCCUCUAUAACACUGCAGUGGCUGCCGGGUUACAGUGGCGGCUCCGAGUACAAGCAGGACUACACUAUUUGGUACCGCGAGGCGGGCGUCAACGACUGGCAGACGAUAUCUGUAACGCCCUCCGGCAGCACCCAGGUCACCAUCAACGGAUUAGCCUCGGGCACCAGCUAUGAGUUUCAGGUGGUCGGCCGCAACGUGCUCGGCGAUGGCAUGAUGAGCAAAGUAAUGACUGUGCGGACACUGGACCUUUUAGCCUAUUUUGAUAUAUACUUUCAUACCGAUUCGCGAGGCAUGAUUGUUUAUUCACCGCCCAAGUUGAGAUUGAAAGGACCUAAACCCGGGCCACCACGCAAUGUGUCCGUUACGGAAAUUUCGAAUGGUUUCCUCAUCACCUGGCAGUCGCCAUUGGAGCGCGCACACAUUGUUAAGUUCUAUACCAUUAAAUAUCGCACGGAUGCGGAGUGGAAGACGCUGAACCGCGGGCAGAUACGGCCGGAGGAGACGCAGUAUCUGGUGAAGAACUUGGUGGGCGGACGUACCUACUAUUUCCGCGUGCUGGCAAACUCGGAAAAAUCGUACGAGUCCAGCGACGAGGUGAAAUUCCCGGUGCCGGCGCGUGUCAAACAUAAAGCUAUAACAGCCGGCGUCGUUGGGGGCAUCCUGUUUUUUAUUGUUGCGAUCAUUUUAUCGGUUUGUGCCGUAAAAAUUUGCAAUAAACGUAAACGACGAAAACAGGAAAAAGAGUUCAACAUGGUAGCUUGCAGGAUAACCGACGCCCGGAACAUUGCAGCCAAUAAUCAUCAUUUGCACAAUCGCAGUACGGGCUCAAUUUCCUCUGGUCAAGUGCCUUUAAAAAAAUGUGGACUCUUAACACGUUCUACAAUUAUUAGGUACAAACAAACCCGAAUAUCAAGUCUAACUGCAAUACUCAUCGCCAUAUUGCACUGGAUUUGGCCACCCGAUCGCUGCACCAACUGCCAUUCCAUCUACAGUUCGCCCAACAUUCAUGAGCAGGGAAGACGUCGCUCCGCCCAGGACGGUGGCAAGCUCGGCUACGACAUGAGCCUGGAGAACAGCAUCGACGUCGUGGACGGAGCUCUAUUCGAGCGUCGCAACAGCAAUGUAUCCCAAAAGUCCUCCAGCGAUGACGGAGGCUUCCUUUCGCGUCGCAACUUCAUCACAGCACGUGCCUCGUGGCGCCGUCCUCUGGUGGCAUCUUCCAGCCAAGUUAGCCUGCAGUCGGCAGCGGAUUCUGCACGUGGUUUCCUGCAGGGAUUGGGCGGCCUGCUUAAAAUUGGCGGCUCUGUCAAACAGCAGCUAUCCGAAGAGGCCGUGUCCGGCGCGAGAUACCAAAACGUUCUGCGUCCCUACAGCUCCAACAUAUAUAGGAAUCUGCAGCAGAACACGGCCAACAGUGGACCACUGCACAUCAACACGAUCAGCGGCAAUCUCAGCCAGAGCCAGCAGCUGUUGUCGCCACAGCUCUACACACCCUCGCGUGCCUCGCGCAUCUUUUCCAGCUCACCAGCGAGCACACCCGGCCACCAGCAGCAACAGCAAUUGUCGUAUGGCGCCUAUCCAGGUCAACACACACACUUCAGCGAUCUCAGCACUGUUUGUCCCAACUCCGCGGAGCGAUCCUUGCCUACAUCACACUUGAGUGGGGCCGGCAAUCUGAGCCGCUAUCGGUAUCAUUCGCAGGAGCUGCCGUCCCUGCGGACGAUUCAGGAAGAGACGCGUCGCCAACAGCCUUAUCCGCAUCAGUCGCAGCAUCCGCUGGAGGAUCACUUUGUGCCGCUGCAGUUGCCUUCGCCGCCUUCUUGGCGCAACUACUACCAAACGCAGUUGCCAUAUCAGAGUUACAGACCCCGCACUCGCUGGUAUCCCCGGCACUAUUCCCGGCUUUUUAGCCGUCAGCAGCACGAACUGCUGUCGCCGCUGCCCGACUUGAACCUGUCGCUGCGAGGGACGGCCCAUGGGGCUGGCGUGGGCCUGGAGGCGUCGCCGGAGUCGCGUUCCAGCUCGAGCGGCUUUGGCUCCAAGAACACGUCCAACCAUCCGGGCAGCACCAGCGAGUGGCGGCUAUUGCCGCCCUACCGUCCGCCGCCGUCGCCGCCCAAACAUUCGGCAUACUUUGGCCUGAAUAUUGCCGCGUCGGGCAGCCAGCAGGCGCAGGCCCAGACCCUGGUGCCGGGUCAACUGCAACAGCAGCCAUAUCACUAUUCCUAUUUGCAGCCCAGUCCGCUUUCGGCUGGUCUGACGCCGCCUUACACCAUGGCGCAUUGGCUGGAAAUGAUCUCAAGACUUAACGCGGCCACGGACAGCAACCUGCCCAGGACCUGCCAGGUGGAUGUCGGCAGUGUUGAUGGCCACUAUGAAUUCGACCCUGCUACGCCCACGCCGAGCGCCUCAACGCCUACGGGCGUCGGCCUACUGCGCGACGAUCUCAAUCUUCACAUAGACACGAACCACUAUUCACACCAUCAUCAUCAUCAGGCAUCCUAUCAUCAGCAUCCACAUCACACUCUGGGGCCGUUGAGCGGCAGCUUGUUGCACGCCUCGGCCGCGGCCGGCUCGACCUCAUUUGGUGGAUCAGUGCCGCGCAAGAUCCGCAGCCUGCCGCGCUAUGACAAUGUCGAAGCUCGCCUCCAGGCCAUGCGGGAGGAGUUCUAUGCCUAUCGCAAACGCCAGUCCAUGCAGCGGACGAGCGGACCCGAAAUCGAGAGCGUCUGCUAAUGUCUCAGAUGCGACCGCAAAGUAAACAUGUAUCCAAUGCACAACCAUAUGUAGACGCACCUGACUGGAAUGAAUACCUGUGAGUACAGUAGGAAAAUACAAUCGAAGUAAACCGCAUAAACCAUAUUUUAAGACGAUAUCCAAAGCAGCGCAAGCCCAGCUCAGAUAGUGCAACUGCCCAAUCCAUGUUAGACACAGUCAUAUUAUGAACUACAAUUAUUUAAAGCCAUGAACAAUUAGUAGUUUUUUAUGAUAGAACAAGCGGCAAAACAAAAUCAAGUUGAAUGAAAUAAAACGAAACGAAAUAUAGGACACCAAGCAAGGGAAGAUUUUUUGUAAAUAUUAAAUGCAUUCCGUGGUGCACAUUAGAAGAAGGCACGCAGCAAAAUAUUUAAUAAUAUUAAAAAAAAAAAAAAAACAAAACAAAACAGCAACAACAACUAUAGCAAUUAUGAGAACAUAUUAUUACUUAAAACUCAAUAUAUUAUGUAAUUGUAAUUGAUAUUUGAACACAAUAUGCAAAAUGAAUAUUAUUUAUAAUAUGAUGUAUUAGAUAUUUAAAGAAUAGGCCACACAGAUUGAUUUGUUAAACAUCAAUUAACAAUUAACAAACAAUCCACAAACGUAAACGAUAUAUUAUGUUAAAUUAAAAACUACGUAAAUCGAAGCAAAGUAUGAUAGUGAUUACGUCUUUAGUUGUUAGACUAAACGAUUGAAAUGUUAAAAUAAAAGCGAUAAAAACUCUGAAAAUCUACAUAUAGCAAGAAUUGUUUUAUAAUUAAAUUAUUUAAUGAAAAGAACAAAAAUAAGAUUGAUAACAACAUUAAAAAUUAACAAUAAUUACAUUUAAUAUAACUGCUGCAUAUAAGUUUA
Messenger RNA from Drosophila virilis, 6221 nucleotides. Lineage: Eukaryota; Metazoa; Arthropoda; Insecta; Diptera; Drosophilidae. The record is from RefSeq and is a predicted model, not a curated record.